AGGAGCAUGCAGUGCUCGCCUAGCCUGGUGGGGGUCCUCAGCUCCCUGCUGAUGGCCCUGGGGCUGCUGAACCUCAGGAGCUACAUCCACGCGCCACUCCCUUACGGGAGGUAUGACGACGACCUGAAGCAAGAGGACAACGGCGCCAAGGACCAACGCCGCUGCCGCCGCCGCCGCGCCCACCUGCCCGCUCGCUGCGCGUGGUUCCUGCAGGAGCUGCCCUCCUUCCUGGUACCCGCGCUGCUGCUGGCGCUGCGCAGCCCGCCGCGCUUGGACCCGCUCGGCUGCGGGCUGCUAGGCAUGUUCUGCGGCCAUUACUUCCAGAGGACAUUCAUUUACUCAGUCCUCACAAGGAGCAGACCUUUCCCGUUGAAAACGUUCUUUUCCUGCAUGCUGUUUUGUAGCUAUAAUGGCUUCCUUCAAGGUUACUACAUGAUUUACUGUGCUGAAUACCCACAUGACUGGUGCAAAGACAUCAGAUUUAUAUCAGGCAUCUUGCUGUUUUUGUCUGGAAUGGGAAUAAAUAUUCACAGUGAUAUUCUUCUACGCCGGCUAAGAAAACCUGGGGAGUUCACUUACAAGAUCCCACAAGGAGGUCUAUUUACAUAUAUAUCAGGAGCAAACUUCUUUGGUGAAAUACUGGAAUGGUUUGGCUAUGCUCUAGCAACCUGGUCGCUCCCAGCAUUUACCUUUGCACUUUUUACACUCUGUAUCAUUGGGCCUCGUGCUUAUCAUCACCACAGGUACUAUCUUAGGACGUUCACAAGGUAUCCUAGAUCAAGAAAAGCCUUGAUUCCUUUUAUAUUCUAGAGGUCAAUUAUUUGGACCUUCCCCUCCCCCACCGCAUUUUGUGUGUCUUUGCAUUAAUUUUUAAAAAUGAGUUUUAGUCUUAAUAAGUGUAAAAUGCUAAUGUCAAGAUUCAAGAAUAAAGUGUUUCCAUGAA
Hemicordylus capensis (graceful crag lizard) is the source of this 943-nucleotide messenger RNA. RefSeq names its product steroid 5 alpha-reductase 2 (gene SRD5A2). Gene Ontology annotation, molecular function: 3-oxo-5-alpha-steroid 4-dehydrogenase activity. The transcript has 5 exons. The record is from RefSeq and is a predicted model, not a curated record. NCBI's taxonomy places the organism in Eukaryota, Metazoa, Chordata, Lepidosauria, Squamata, Cordylidae. Gene Ontology annotation, biological process: steroid biosynthetic process. The coding region runs from base 7 to 810 and encodes 267 amino acids.